Messenger RNA from Heterobilharzia americana, 1540 nucleotides. The record is from the annotation of a GenBank genome assembly. NCBI's taxonomy places the organism in Eukaryota, Metazoa, Platyhelminthes, Trematoda, Strigeidida, Schistosomatidae.
GUUAAAGUCGGCUGCCGUUAUGAAUGUAUCUCAACGUUUUUCUUUAUGCAGUAAAAUUAAUAGUUUCUGAUCGAAUUCAUCCUUUGUAUCAUAUGAACUGUAGUCAGUGGGCAAAGACUAUGAAGAGACGACGAUCCAUGUGGGUGGAGUUGACUAUCAUUGUGAGAACUCAGGCUCAAUCCGGUGUACAUCUGGUUAUAAAUAACCUUAAUGCAAACUUCAGAUCACAGAUAUCAGAAUGAGUAUUAGUUGUUUUUAUAUAACAUCUUUAUAUUCACAUAUCUGUGUUACAAUGCUUGUUCGGAAGGUUAUUUCUGUGGCAAACUAUGGUAAGUAGUAAUUUCCUGCUCAAAUUCACCAAAAUACUGACUUAAUGACAAAAUCAAUGUAGGACCUCGCAUGCAGGCUCACUGGUUCAAGUUACCACACUUGACAAUACAGAAAGAACAGGUGGGUGGGAAGGAGUAGUAUCAAAGAUAUCAAAGGUAGUGUGGGAGAAUGAACAAUGUGAAGAUAAAGGUUGAUGGUUUUGAUUUCACAUUCUUUUCCAAUGUCCAGUUGCAUCCAGAGUGAGAACACAAACCGUAGUGGUGAUACAAUGGUUGAUCAUUAUUGUAACUCGUUGAAUAUCCUGAAAGAAAAAGUUAUGACCCUUAUAGAACAUUAUCACUCCGUGAUUGUACAAAAAAUGGAGUGUGAUUUGGGAAACUUACUCACAUAUAAUGCUGAUGGAUUUCAAAGUCAUUUGGCAGAUGUAUUUUCCCAAUUAAAUGAUGUUGAAGUUCAGUUGAAUAACUUGGAGGCAUGGGCUGGUCUGCCUCCGGAAUGUUUCACUUCAGCUAGUAUGAACUGUGGUGUCCCAGAUCCCGACCAGGCGUCUCAUGAGGCACAAACUCUCGUAGAGGCUAUCCGACACUUACAAAUUGAGUUACGUGGAAUGGUAACAAAACCUACCAAUCAUAAGUUUACCGUAAGUGGUUCAGCAUCAGUCUCUACGAAUGAAAAAAAUGAUAGUUAUCAAGCUCAUACUCCUUAUUCAGCUGCAAAUACAGUGACAGGACAAAGUCCUGUUGUAUGUUCAUCCAUGAAAUCAGAUACUACACCAUAUUUUAUUCAGUCUAGUACAAAUAUCUCACCGUCUACAAAUGAUGCAAAUCAAAGGUAUUCUGACUCACUACCACAAGUGCCAUCUUGUUUUUCUUCGAAUGAAGAAAGCCGUAUCUAUCCUUAUCCAAGCAAUCGAACCUCAUAUAAUUCUAAUACCAGUUCGUUAACUCGUUCACCAAGUAUUGAGAGACGCCAACAGCCUGUUGCCUCAGCUGAUACUUAUCGCACUUUAUCUGGGCACCACUCAUCAGUUUCUCCUUCUAUCCCGCCACAACAUUAUGUUCCUGCUCAAUACAGCGGACAUUUUCCUAUGUCUACCUCUGUUGAAACAAUCCCUUCUAACCGAAUAAAUUCAGAAGCAUAUUUACAACAAGCAUCACCGGCUACCUUACCAAGAACUGGUGAACUGUACCCACCGAGACCUUCACAGUAA